UUACAUCUAUACGGUGUGCAUUGUUUUAAUUUUGAUGACUUUGAUAUCCUUUUGCAGAGGUGCUGGCCAAGAAGUAGGAAGGUCAUGCAUUAUUCUGGAGUUUAAAGGAAGAAAAAUAAUGCUUGAUUGUGGAAUCCAUCCGGGACUGGAAGGAAUGGAUGCUCUUCCUUACAUUGAUUUGAUAGAUCCUGCUGAGAUUGAUCUCCUCCUAAUUAGUCAUUUCCAUUUAGAUCACUGUGGGGCUUUACCAUGGUUUUUGCAGAAAACAAGUUUUAAAGGAAGGACGUUUAUGACUCAUGCCACAAAAGCUAUUUACAGAUGGCUUCUUUCAGACUAUGUCAAAGUCAGUAAUAUAUCGGCGGAUGACAUGCUAUAUACAGAAACAGACCUUGAAGAAAGCAUGGACAAGAUUGAGACCAUCAACUUCCAUGAAGUGAAAGAGGUGGCAGGAAUCAAAUUCUGGUGUUACCACGCUGGCCACGUUCUGGGAGCAGCCAUGUUUAUGAUUGAAAUAGCUGGUGUGAAGCUUUUAUAUACAGGUGAUUUCUCAAGACAGGAAGACAGACAUCUGAUGGCAGCUGAGAUUCCCAAUAUUAAACCCGAUAUUCUUAUAAUUGAAUCCACAUAUGGUACUCACAUUCAUGAAAAAAGGGAAGAGCGAGAGGCAAGAUUCUGCAAUACUGUUCAUGACAUUGUAAAUAGAGGAGGCAGAGGUCUUAUUCCUGUGUUUGCCCUGGGUCGAGCUCAAGAACUACUUUUAAUUUUAGAUGAAUACUGGCAGAAUCAUCCUGAACUCCAUGAUAUCCCUAUAUACUAUGCCUCCUCUUUGGCAAAGAAAUGCAUGGCAGUUUAUCAGACUUAUGUCAAUGCCAUGAAUGACAAAAUCCGCAAGCAAAUUAACAUCAACAAUCCAUUUGUUUUCAAGCAUAUUAGUAACCUGAAGAGUAUGGAUCAUUUUGAUGAUAUUGGCCCAAGUGUUGUGAUGGCUUCCCCAGGUAUGAUGCAGAGUGGCUUAUCCAGAGAGUUGUUUGAGAGCUGGUGCACAGAUAAGAGAAAUGGAGUAAUUAUAGCCGGGUACUGCGUUGAAGGAACGCUUGCUAAGCACAUCAUGUCUGAACCUGAAGAGAUCACAACUAUGUCAGGGCAAAAACUCCCACUGAAGAUGUCUGUGGAUUACAUUUCUUUCUCUGCUCACACAGAUUAUCAACAAACUAGUGAAUUUAUCCGGGCCCUGAAACCUCCACAUGUGAUUUUAGUUCAUGGUGAGCAGAAUGAAAUGGCCAGAUUGAAAGCAGCAUUGAUACGGGAGUAUGAGGAUAAUGAUGAAGUUCAUAUAGAAGUUCAUAAUCCUAGGAAUACUGAAGCUGUGACAUUAAACUUCAGAGGAGAAAAACUUGCCAAGGUGAUGGGAUCUUUAGCGGAUAAGAAGCCAGAGCAAGGACAGAGAAUUUCUGGAAUCCUAGUUAAAAGAAAUUUUAACUAUCACAUUCUUUCUCCAUGUGAUCUCUCCAAUUAUACAGACUUGGCGAUGAGCACUGUAACACAGACACAAGCCAUUCCAUACACCGGCCCCUUUAAUCUGCUUUAUUAUCAGCUACAAAAACUUACUGGUGAUGUAGAAGAAAUAGAAAUCCAACAAAAACCAGCCUUGAAGGUUUUCAAAACUAUUACUGUGAUACAGGAACCAGGCAUGGUCGUCCUUGAGUGGGUGGCAAAUCCUGCUAAUGAUAUGUAUGCAGACACCGUGACAACAGUGAUACUGGAAGUUCAGUCAAAUCCCAAAAUACAGAAAGCUGCAGUACAUAAAAUUUCAAAAAAAGUAGAUAUGGAUGUGUAUAAGAAGAGAAUGGAGAUCAUGCUUCAGGAUAUGUUUGGAGAAGACUGUGUGAGUUCAAAAGAUGACUCUGUCCUGUGCGUCACGGUUGAUGGAAAGACUGCGAACAUUUCACUGGAUACUCGGACAGUUGACUGUGAGCCAGGAAGUGAAGAUGACGAAUCCCUUCGUGAAAUGGUGGAACUGGCUGCACAGAGGCUUUAUGAUGCCCUCAGCCCAGUGCACUGACCUCUGUAGAUAUCUAGGACACAUCAGAAAAUUUUUUUAAAUGUUCAAUUUAUUUGGACUAUUUUUUUAAGAGUAAAUAAAUUUGUUUUCUUCAG
Messenger RNA from Pterocles gutturalis (yellow-throated sandgrouse), 2157 nucleotides. RefSeq names its product cleavage and polyadenylation specific factor 3, 73kDa (gene CPSF3). The record is from RefSeq and is a predicted model, not a curated record. Lineage: Eukaryota; Metazoa; Chordata; Aves; Pterocliformes; Pteroclidae. Gene Ontology annotation, biological process: mRNA 3'-end processing by stem-loop binding and cleavage. Gene Ontology annotation, molecular function: RNA endonuclease activity; 5'-3' exonuclease activity; RNA binding. Gene Ontology annotation, cellular component: mRNA cleavage and polyadenylation specificity factor complex. The annotation marks the transcript as partial. The transcript is spliced from 17 exons.